CCGGAAAUGACGCACAGACGCCAAAAUGGCGUCAGAUUAAAAAAACCUCCAGAGAUUUCCCCCCUGUCCGGUGUUUCGGCGCCUUCGCUUGGCGGUGAUUCUGUUUUAGCUGCAGAAGUAAACAGACUUUGUUUUGGCGGAGCUAAGCGUCGUUGUCCUGGCAACAGCAGCAUCCGCACGCGGCGGCGCCAGGCGCUCAGCUGCCGUAAACAGGCCGAUCAGAGCCGCGAAACACCCGCAGGAGCUUUAAGACCGGCCGGAUCGGACCCAGGAGGGAGACCCGAACCCAGAGAUGCCCCAGAAGGACGAACAGGCCAUAGACCGGGCCAGAAAGGAGAGGAGACACAAGGAUGAGGAGCGAGGAGGCGGGGCUAAGCCGAGGGGAGGGAGGAGGGCAGCUUCAGAGGGAGGUGAAGGGAGCGAGGAGGCGAGGAGGCUGAGGUGGCGGAUCAACCAGCUGGAGAAUGAGAAAGUGACGCUGACGGCGAGCCAGAACCAGGAGGUGUGCGGCCUCCAGGCGGAGCUGACCCGCCUCCGCUCCUCGCUGGAGCGUGGCGAGGCCCAGAGGGCGGAGCUUCAGUACCAGCUAACUGUGAGCCGCAGAGACGGGGAGCGGGCAGCGGAGCUGAGCAGAGAUCGAGAGGCGCUCGCAGAGCGGCUGCAGCAGACGGUGGAGGAGCUGCAGACGGCUCUGCACAUCACCCGACGGGCCAGGGACGAGGACCAGCAUGCUUUGCAGCUGGAGCUGGAGGAGCGCGACCGUCUGGUCCAAAGCCUGGGCUCCGAGAGCCAGAGGCUGCACGGCCUGCUGCAGGAGCAGAAGGAGGCGCUGCAGGAGUCUGAGAGGAGGAUAAUGGAGGUGGAGAGAGAGAGGCAGAGGGAGGUGGAGCUGAGUGAACGGCGAGCCGAGGAGCUGAAGUUCCUGACGGGGAGAGAGGAGAGGAUCCGGCGGGAGAAGGAGGUGUCCGACCAGAGGGUGACGUGUCUGGAGUCCGGGCUAGAGGCGGAGCGAGCGGCUCACCUGGAGUCAAAGUUCAACUGUGAGGUCAUCCAGCUGCGGCUGCAGGACCUGGAGGCGGCGCUGGCGGCGGAGCGGUCCAGCCAGCAGGAGGCGCAGCAGAGGGCGGAGCUUCUGCAAGCUCAGCUCGCUGAGGCCGAGCGAGCCUGCAGCCUGCAGACGGAGAGGAGCGGCAGGACUGAGCGUGCUCUGCAGCGGUUACAGGACCAACGCCGGCAGAGCGAGGCCGCUCUGAGCGUCGCCAUGGAGACGGAGAAGACCAACAGAUGUGAGCUGGAGGCGGAGAGAAGGAAACUGGCCACGUCACAGGCUCUGCUGGAGCAGGCGGUCCAGCGUCAGUCUGAUGCAGAGGAGGCCUUCACGAAGUUCAUGCAGGGGAUGACAGACACGCUGCACCGACACAGGAGCACGGCUGAGCCCACACCACACCCCACAAAGGAUGAUGGGAAACGGAGUCCCGCUGAGCUCCUGCAGCUGCUGGAGAGCACCCUCUGCAGCUCCCAGCACAGCGUGGAGGAGGCCCACAAGGAGGUCCAGGAUCUUCUGGAAGCCUCAGAGAGAAUCCGGCAGGAGAAGGAGGCUCUGCUGCUGCUGACCGCCAACCAGAAGAAGCACCUCCAUGACCACCAGCAGCUGUGUGCGCAGCUGCAGGAGGACGUGACCCGUCUGCGCCAGCAGAGCUCUGAUUGGUCGAUGCAGCUGCAGGGCCUGCAGGAGGAGCUGCAGCGGGAGAAGGAGGACAGGAGAGCAGAGAUGCUGAGGAUCAGCGGCAGCCGCCAGCAGGAGUCAGAGGACCGCCUGUCCUCCCUGCACCGUCUGUACCAGCGCCUGCUGGCCGGCUGCGUGCUGCUUGACCAGCCCCAGAGCAUUCUGGGAGACUUCACCUGGGAGGAGCUGUGUGAUGUCAUCGGCGAGCAGGCGGAGCGGCUGACCUCUGACCUGCAGAAGGCCAACACUCAGACGGCAGAGCUGCAGCGUCUGUGUGAGCAGAGGAGCCUGCGUCUGCGCGCUCUGCAGCGCAGCCAGGAGUCCACGCUGAAGCAGCUGGAGGAGCGGCUGAGGAGGAGGGAGGAGGCCUGGAGGAGACGCCACGCCCACACCCAGAGCCGGCUGCAGCUGUGUCGCUCUCGGCGCGAUGCCCUGCAGGACCACGCCUCCUCUCUGGAGCAGCGCUGCUGCUCGCUGACCUCUGACCUCUCCCGCCUGCAGCAGGAGGCCUCCUCCUCCCUCCUGGCCGUCGCCCUGCUCUCCGGUGCACUGAGGCACGCCCACCGCCGGCUGGGCGCGCUGGGCGAGCAGAAAAGACUCCUCUGCCGGCGGCUGCUGGAGAACGAGCAGCUGGAGCAGGAGGUGAGGAGGCUGGCAGGAGCUCUGGGAGGAGACGAGGAGGAGGAGGGAGGAGAAGGGCGGGCUGUGAGGCGGUGGAGGAGGAGCGUGUGUGCCCUGUUGGCAGUGAGGAGGUGGAGCCUGUUGGGUAGAAAAACACAGGUGGUGUUUCGGGUGGAGGGAGGCGGAGCAACAGUUGGUGUGUGUGCUGACUCUACGGCGAGCGCCAAGGGUCAAGACUGCACAGAAACAGACAAAGAUGGCGUCUGCGCGCGCUGGCUUCAGUCUGAACAGCUGUGGUCCAGCGUCCUGUCCUCCAUGGCUGACCUGCGGGGGGCGCUGAUGCACGCCGGCUCCUCCCCUUCGGUCCUCAUCCCAGCUGCUCGCUCGGGUUUGGCCCGCCUCCUGGAUCACCUGUUCAGCCAAUCAACUUCCUCUGGCCUGCCUUUGGUUGAGUCAGACCAGAACUCGCUGAGCGACCGUCUGAGGCGACCGACGCCGACGCGGCCCGACCCGAAGGCCCUGGUGUCCACGCUGCAGCAGCACUUCCUGCUCUUCAGCCAACGGCUGCACUCGGCCGAGGUGGAGAGGCGGAGCCUGCGGCUGGAAGUGACCAAUCUGAAGAGAGGACUGCGGCGGGAGACGGAGGCGGCGAGUAAAACCGUGUCGGCGCAGCACCUCCCCAGCGUGUGGGCGGAGCUCCGUCAGGCCCUCAGCAGAGAACAUGAAGCUCAGACUUUGAUCCAGGAACAGACCAAUCAGAUGAGGGCUGUGCAGCAAACCACACAGGAGCUGUCUGAGGCUCGGCGGGAGGUGAGUCGCAAGGAGCGCACGCUGAGGAUUCUGGGUAAUCAUCUGUCUGAGGUCCAGAGGCAGAAGAGGCAGCUGGAGGAGCGUCUUCAUCGCGCCGAAGACGAGCUGAGAGACGCCAGCAGAUGUCGAGAAGGUUUGAUCCACUGCAUGGAGGCUGCAGAGACGGCCUGCAAGCAGGUCAGAGAGAGUCUCCUCCAAUCACAGCACUCGCUCACAGCUAAGCCCCGCCUCUUGAUGCUACGUAAAGACCAAAGUGAGCUGGGUGGAUCAGAGAGCAUCAUGGGAACUGCUGAGAGGAGCGCCUGCCAGAGCUUCCUGUCCGCCGUCUCCCAGCUCUGUCUCACCUGCAGCUCCAGGAUCGAUUGGCUGCAGCAGGAAGUCUCCGCCCACCGCAGUCACGUGGCCGCGCUGCGUGGCGAGCUGCAGGACGCCUGCCUCAGAGACAGCCUGGCCUUCGUCCCUCUGGGAGAGUUUCCUGAAACAUCAAACUCCUCUGAUGGAGAAAAACAUUCACCCAAACAGUGAAGAGAGUUCCCAGACCUGAAUAAAACAAGCCCCGCCCCCUCCCCGAAUCUCAAUGCAACCCACCUGGAUGGAAACCAUGGAGACAACGCCAAAGCAAAACGAAAGGACGGGUGACACGCAGAGGGAGGAGCCGUUUCCAUGCCGACGCAUAAAUCAUGUGAAAGAUUGUGAAAAGUAAACGUGAAGAACAGAGGAGAAUGGAAAUCACUUGAACAGAUCUUCUCCAUCACAGCUGGAUGCAGUCCAGGUGUUUGUCUGUCGUCAUGGUUACGAUGUAGCAGCUAAAUGAAGUCCAGGUAUUAAAACUUUGUCUCACCUGGAGACUUUAGAAUGUCCUUCCUGAAGGAAAUAAAUGUGAAAUUCUUCUUCAAUUCUCUUUAAAACACCACAUUUUAGUAGUAUUUUAUUUAUUUCUAAUGUACUUUUUCAUGUUUCUAUGAUGGAUGUCAAAUGUAAACAUCUCCUUUCACCUCCUAAAUAAAAUCUGUAAUUCUGAAGAA
Oryzias latipes (Japanese medaka) is the source of this 4182-nucleotide messenger RNA. It is a transcript of the gene ccdc171, whose product is annotated as coiled-coil domain containing 171. NCBI's taxonomy places the organism in Eukaryota, Metazoa, Chordata, Actinopteri, Beloniformes, Adrianichthyidae. The record is from RefSeq and is a predicted model, not a curated record.